Messenger RNA from Brachypodium distachyon (stiff brome), 1108 nucleotides. Its product is annotated as endoribonuclease Dicer homolog 3a. NCBI's taxonomy places the organism in Eukaryota, Viridiplantae, Streptophyta, Magnoliopsida, Poales, Poaceae. Gene Ontology annotation, cellular component: cytoplasm. The coding region runs from base 54 to 668 and encodes 204 amino acids. The transcript has 9 exons. Gene Ontology annotation, molecular function: ATP binding; nucleic acid binding. The record is from RefSeq and is a predicted model, not a curated record.
UGAAGGCUGGGCAGUUAAUUACUGCCGCGAUCAAUUGGACGGCAGUUUCCCUCAUGGCCGGGGUGGAAGCGGGAGGCGAGGCGACGACGAUGGGCAUCGCUGAUUCUGCGCCCGUCUCCAAUGGUAAGAUGAAUGCUUUGAAAAGGCCACCAGAAUCAUUUGCUGAAGAAGAUGAAGCAAGAAGGCAGAAACGACAGAAGAUAGAGUGUCAAGGCUUCACAUCUAGAAGAUAUCAGCUUGAUGUCUAUGAGGUUGCGAAGGAGCGAAACACGAUUGUGAUGCUUGACACAGGGGCAGGGAAGACCAUGAUUGCUGUGAUGCUUAUCAAGGAGUUCGGGGGGAAGAUAGACAGAGCAAUUAACGAUCCAAAGAUCAUCAUAUUCCUUGCAACAACAGUUCAGCUUGUCACACAGCAAUUUGAGGCCAUCAAAACCCACACAGAUUUUGAGGUGGAGCUCUGUUAUGGUGCUAAGGGGGUUGAUCCGUGGACGGCUUCUGCAUGGCAAGAAAAAGUCUCAAAAUAUCAGGUCAUGGUGAUGACACCAGAGGUGUUUCUACAAGCUUUACGUAGUGCAUUACUGAUCUUGGACAAGGAGUUCUAUCACAACUCUGAACACAAGCUGAAGGUGUUCGGCAUGACAGCAUCGCCUGUUAUAAGAAAAGUAUGAUGCGUCCAUAACAAUGUUGCAGAAUAAGCCAAACUACCAGAAUAAAGAAGGUGGUAAAAUAGCUACAGAAACACGGAGGCAUCUAUCUAUUUCUUCAGCAAAAAUCUUAUAUUGCCUCAAUGAUGUUGGUCUUCUAUGUGCAACUGAGGCCACCAAAAUCUGCAUUGAAAGGGGCCAGAGGAAAGGUUGGAUGGAAGAAGUUUGUAAUGCCACAAAUAUGCAAAAUGAUGCAAAUGGUUCUUUACAGAUUGCAGAAAUAUCAGCGAUUCAUAUGAAGUUCUUGGGGGAUGUGUCACAUCUACUUCAGAAACGCCUCCAGCAAGGUAUCGACGUGCUUCUGAACUCUGAGAGUGGAUGUGCGGAGGCAACAAAAAAGGGUUAUAUUUCACCAACGCUUUACGAACUCAUCCAAAUCUUUAACUCUUUUAGAUAAAUGCUAU